Messenger RNA from Clavispora lusitaniae ATCC 42720, 477 nucleotides. The record is from RefSeq and is a predicted model, not a curated record. Lineage: Eukaryota; Fungi; Ascomycota; Pichiomycetes; Serinales; Metschnikowiaceae.
AUGGUGCACUUGGGAGAAAAGUUGAUUAUCGUGGGUUUGUUCAUCCAGAUUGCCUUUUUCGGCCUUUUCAUCAUUGCCUUGACCAUUUUCCAAGUCAGAAUCAUGAGAAACCCAACGCCGCUCUCCUUGAGCCUCAGAACGUUCCCUUCCAGAAAAAGAAACUGGCAAAUGGUCAUUGUUACUCUUAGUACAUGCUCGGUUUUGAUUUUCAUCCGUUCCAUUGUGCGUUUGAUUGAGUAUCUUCAAGGUAACGAUGGUUACGUCAUCUCCCACGAAGUUUUCCUUUACACCUUGGAUGGUUUGUUGAUGUGGAUUACCAUGUUGAUUUUCAUUUUUGAAGACAUUGGUAUGUACUACGCACAGUCUGCUCGCCAAGAAAUGAAUGUCAACUUCUACGAGAUGCUGGAGGACAUUAGCGAUCUGAACAAGUACUACAUGGGUAACGUUAACUUUCCAAACCAACGUACAAACUUAUAG